AUGGCGUCGGCGGCUCCGGACGUCGCGGUGACGGCCGACGCCGGCGAGGGAACCGAGCAGGCAGACACAUCCAACAAACUCGACUCAUCCACUUCCACCUCCGACGACACGAUCAAGACGUCCAUCCCGCGAAUCGCGCUCAUCGACGAGCACGAGCGGCGCCGCUCGCUCGACUCUGGCUCCUCAGCGCGCUCCAGCCAGUCCAGUGAGAACUUCUUCGGCAGUGUGCUGGCGCACGAGCCGCUCACGGAGGAGCCGGUGGUGGCGGCGUCCGCGCGCGCCGCCAGCCCGCCGCGCGAGAGUGAGGCCGCCGCGCGUCUGGCCGAGGAGAACGGUGACAUCGAGGACACCCUGCAGCAGAUCCUGCGCGACGAACAGGCGCUGAAGCUCAAGUACCAGAAGCUGCGGGAGCUGGAGGAGGCCAGCAGCGAGUGGUCACUCGCCGAGGAGCUGAGGGAAGCCGAGCAGAGGGAGAGUGAACGUACCGCCCGGGCCGGAGACAGCGGCGGGGGAGGCAGUGGGGGCAGCGGGGCAGAGAGCGCGGGCGGCAGCGGCAGCGCCGGAGACAGCGGAGGCGGGGUCAGUAUUGGCGGCGGUGGUGGCGGCGACUGGACUAGUUCUCCCGACAGGUCCGCCGCCAAAAAGUCCGACCCCGUUCAGGCAGAGCAGACGGAGCGCACGUGGUCGGGCGGCUCCUCAGAGGAGGACAAUGUCCGCCCGGUCGCCAGUCCCGCACGGCGGCACCUCGGCGACCGAGGCGCCCCUCCGCCCAUCGCCGGCUGGGACACACUGCCAGAGACACUCAUCGGCGACGGGGAGGGAGACUACAUCACCCCUGACAGGGACUACGUCACCCCCGACAGGGACUACAGUACACUGGAGCGAGAGCGAGACUAUAGCACGCUGGAUAGGGAUUACAGCACCCUGGAGCGUAUGACGCCCGGGUCUCACGACAGCCUGCGCCGCUCGCGCGACGGCAGCUACAGUCCGUUCAGCCUGCUGUCCACCCCGUGCCACUCGUUCCUGGCCGGGCCCGUGUACGCGCCGACCGGGGACCUGCCCGACCUGACCCAGGUCGGGGGUGCCGACCUGAAGACGCCCCCGCAGACCAAGCUUGGCGGGGAGCUCGGACGGCAGACGGAGCUCGAUCCGGACCUCGAGAAGAAAAUGAAGCCGGAGAGCGAGCAGGAACCACUGCCGGAGCAGCAGACACGAGAGCCUUUAUCGGAGGGAGCGCGCGAGACAGACAGAGAGCGGCGGAGGGAGAGGGAGAGGAUGAGAGAGGAGCCGGAGAUGCUCGGUCCCGGACCGGGGUCGACCCGCGGCCGUCCGGCGAGCAUCGUCGAGCACCCGGCCUGGGGUCAGAUCAGUGACCUGGACCGCGCGCUGGCCUUCAUGGAGGCCACCGGUCCGACCGACUGCCGGCCCACCAGCCAGCGCUGGACAGACAUCGACGACGUGCUCAGCGUGCUGGAGGCCGACAGCGACCAGCCGCCGGCGAGCCACGGGCCGCCGCGGCCGCUCCGACCGCCGCACGGACCCAUGAGGGACUCCCGGAUUGAGGCCGAUGACGACUACCGUCCGGCGGGCGGCGGGCGCGCCGGCUGGGGCCCUCCGCGGCCGCUGGCGUCGCCGGCCGCCGACUGGACGCCGGCCCGCGGCCGCGCCCUGGGCCUGGUCGGGUACUCGGCAGAGCGCGGCGGCCUGGACCCGCAUCGAUCGGCCGCGAAACCCGAGCCGCCGAGGCCGUCGCGCGCCGUCAGUGUCAGCGCCGAGCUGAACCGGCGCCUGCGGAGCCUGCAGCGCGCGCGCGCCCACAGCCUGCUGGCGGACGCGCAGCUGGCCGCCGGCGGUCGCAUCAGCGCCGUCCACCAGCACAUCGUCCAGUCGACCAACGAGCUGACCAUCCCCGGCCGCAGCACGCCGGCCACCGUGCACUCCUACCAUGAGAUGGUCAUCAAACAGGUGAUUGAUUCGGCGCCGCCCACCCGCGGCGGCAGGCGCGCCUCGCACCCCGCCGACGCCGACGAGCCGCCCUGGGACGAGUGGUCCCCUCACGACGAGCCGCCGCCGCCGGAGCCGCAGCCGGCGCCGCGGCAGCCCCCCGGGGGCCCGCACGGGAUACCGCCCGGCUACUCCGACGACCCGCACUCAGUGCCCGGGGCACUGGGGUCACACGACCCGUCCGGAAUGCACUAUCCUAGCUACGUCUCUGCCCGUGAUUUCGACUCGCUCGCCCGCGGCGUGGACACUUUGGAUCUGAGCGAUACGGACCUCAGCGCGCACGAGUCGGCCGCCGACGAGCGCGCGCUGUUCCCGUUCUCCCAGCGCGGCCGGCCGGCGGCGCACCGCAGCGCGUUUCGACCCAUCCGUCCCGAGCCGCUGCGGCCGGUGCCGGUGUCGGCGGCGCCGCGGCUCAUCCACCACCUGCCGAUCGCGUCGGCGGGUCCCGCGCCGGCGCCGCCGCCGCCGGCCUCUCACGGCGAGCCCAACUGGGACGGGUGCGGGCGCAGCAGCACACUGCCGCGCGCCCGGCCGCGCCAGCCCGCCGAGCGCGGUCGGCGCAGCAAGAGCGAGCGCCGCCGGCGGAAGGAGCUGCGUCAUUCGGAGCGUCGGCUGCGACGCGCGCGCUACGGACGCUCCGGAGUGGCCGGCUACCGACGGCUGACGCUGCAGCGCGGCCGACGCGACGCCGACUUCGGCUUCUCGGUCAUCGGCGGCCCCGACUCAGGACUCGGUGUGUUCGUCAGUCGCACGGAACCAGAGGGUCUCGCCCGGUCGGCCGGCCUCCGGGUCGGCGAUGAGCUGAUCAUCGUCAACGGAUACGAUGUCCGUCGAUUUCCGCUGCAACAAGUGCAACAGAUUCUCUCCAGCUCUUCAGUGGUGGACAUUCUGAUCAAGACGAUGGGGAACGGCGACAACUACGUCGUGAGCCACACAUACACCUGGUGUGACGCGCAGGGUCGCGAGGUCACGCCACCGCCCGACCUACUGCACACCUCACGCGAGGGAGGCCAUGACAGAAAGGUGGACUUUUCUCUGGAGAUGGGCGAGAGUCUGGGUCUGACGAUCCGCGGAGGGGCCGAGUACGGCCUGGGCAUCUUUGUCACCGGUGUGGACGCCAACUCACCCGCCGACCAGGCCGGCAUUCAGGUCGGAGAUCAGAUACUGGACGUGAACAACCAGAGCUUCCUGGACAUCACCCACGACGAGGCCGUGAGCAUCCUCAAGUACUGCAAGACGCCUAUGAUGACCAUCCGGCCCGUCGGAAAGGUUCCGUGCGCCUCUUACGCCACGAGCGACACCGGCGGAGGACGGUUUCAGACCGCCAUUACCGACGGCAGAGCCACCGACAGAGGCGCAGGACACGGCCAGUGGCAGCCGGCCGGUGCCGCCGCGGCCCCCGUCGGCCGGCAGGCCGCCCCCGCCCCCUCCGCCGCUGCCGACGACGGUGACGAAUGGGGCGACCCGUCACUGGUGAUGGUGUACGAGAAGGCGUCGGUGCUGCUGGGCGCGCACGAGUUCGGCGUGUUCGACGAGCUGGUGCGCCGCUACCUGGCCGGUCAGGUGGACGUGGUCCGCCUGGUCGGAUCGCUGCUCGAGCUCUUCAGGGCACCAGAGAAGCUGACGCUGCUGACGGAGCUGCGCGAGAUCGUGUCGCCGGCCGACCAGGUGCGGUUCGAUCAGAUGGUCUACCACUCGGACCGACGGCGUCCUUUUGAACAUUCGGCUGGCGCUGGCGUCCAUCACCAGACAGGUGGCGGCGCCUGGUGGCGGCCCCGGCAACCGCAGAUUCAGCGAUCCCCGAGCGAUGACUCUGGCAUCGAGCUUCCCAAUGGCUCCUACGCAGCCCCUCAUCACAGAAGCCUCGGCGAAGAGGAUUGGCCGCUGGCCGCCCGGUCGCGGGUGGUCUUCCACAGACAUGUAGACGACCCCGGCCACGCGGGUCACGGCGGCACGGGCGCCCUGUCUCCGGCCGGCGCACUGCGGGCGGCUCUGGCCGGUCCGGUGACCGCCGUGUCGCGCCUCCCUGACCGGUGCAGGUCACUGACCUCAGUGCCGACCGGGGACCCGAGCUUCAGCAGUGACCUGACCCGACUGCGACCGGCCAGCGCCCUGACAGAAACGGAGAUGGAUUCUUACCCGGCAAGCCCGAUCUUGGAGGACCCUGAGGGUAACAUCAAGGUGACGAUACCCAAGAACAAGCCACUGCUUGGUAUCGUGAUAGAAGGUGGAGCCAACACGUCCCAACCGCUACCACGCAUCGUCAACAUACAGCCGUACGGCUCAGCGUUCAGUGCCGGCGGUCUGAUGGUGGGCCAGGUCAUCAAGUCGGUGGACGGACGGAGGUUAGUCGGAGUGAACCACCAGCGAGCGGCCCAGCUGAUUGCAGAAGCAUACGCCAACAAGAACAAACCCGACAUCGAGUUUGUUGUUCGCGAGCUGAAGCGAAGUGCCUUCAACGUGCGUCACUGCGCGCCGGACCUGACGCCCGACUAGUCCCGACCCCUGGACGGUGCGGACUGAUCGACGGUGGAGCCACCUGGGACCGAUGGGGACCACUCAGUCAACAACACACUACACAGGCCCACAGAGGGAACUGAAACAGGCGUCUAAGAUCGCUGUACGACAAACUCGAGCUGCAUUCAGCCCAGGCCACUGUGAGGAUUUACAUUUUGUCACAAGCUUGUGGUCAGUUUGAGUUUUGGACAGAAAAAAUGUCAAAGUGCUAUUUUGCUACUACGUUAUGUAACCCUUCAGUUUAUAUAACGUUACUGCGGUCAGAUUAUCCCAUUGGAUCAUUGCGGCGCAGUUAAAAGAUCGUGGAAAGCAAUAACUAUUUAUUAUCCAGCACCCUGUGCCAAUCAUUCCUAGGAGUUUGUAAAUAUGAUGGAUAAUAUUUCAUAUGCUGAGCGCUAUUGCAGCGACCACCGAAGGACUGCAAUUUCGGCCGUCGACAAAAUUGAAAUUUACGGCACACAUGACGGAACAAAGCUCCGAAUAACUUUACACUUCAGCUUUCACAGACACACUAACGUAUCCAUCCAUCCCUCACUCUCACUUGAACAUCAAACGCCCUCUCAACGCCCCGCUUUGCCUCGUCCCGUCGCCCGUCUCCGCGCUGCAGCAUGCAUUCCAGUCAAUCAGGGAAGCUCUGAGCCUGGCUCCUGAAGCUUGCGAUGCCUGUCGGACGUGAAGCUUGGCCAGCUCGACUGUGUCGCUAUUUCCGCCCCGGGUACCGCCUCUGUGUUCUGCUGCCGGGUCCGUCUGCCGCCGGCGACUGCUAUGCAUAUCAGGUGUGCUGGUGGGGAGUCUGUCCGGCCGCGUACCGCGUCGCGCCGCGCCCGGUUGUCAGUGUCGUGCCGUGACCGGUGUCUGUCGUGUCUGUGGUCAGCCUUUGAGGAGCGCUCGUGCCGUCGGGUCGAGUGCUGGCCGUUUGUACUGUUGUGUCGCCGUCGUUGUCCGCCACCGAGCGCCCCUGUGAUUAUUGUGGCUUCUAGAGUGCUUCUUUGUCGCUGCACGACCGAAGCAAUAACGUGCUGACUGGCUAACGAGCGUGAACAUGAGUGUGUGAUGCUGCAACGUGCACGUCCCUUUGUUGAAAGGGACAUCCCCACCACUACUCAUUUCGAAAUUGACAAGAAUACGAUGUAACCAAUUUCACUUUCUCCAAAAUCGUUUUCAAGAUGCCAUCUUUACUUGUACAUGCGCAAUCCCGCUCCAAUGUGUUUAUUUCGUACGGAACAUGCAAGGUAAAUUGAAAAUGAAACAGAAAUUCAGUUCUUUGUGAAACAUCUAUCUCCUGAAAUGAAAUACUAUUAUAACUCAAUUGCCUUUCAAAUUUGGUGAAACAAGUGGGAAUGUCCCUGAAACGCAUAGCACCCAGCAAAUGUCAGUGACUCGCACACAAACUUUGCACCGAUGGAGAGACAGGGUCCACGCGAGCCAUGUAGUGCGCGCUGCCGUGCUGCCGAUGGGGGGGGGGACUGCACGCCAGCGUCCGGAACGGCAUGAUCUCAAAGGGGUGAAUAAGGGUUAGGGGGUGAACAGAGCGUGGGUCGGGCAGCGUUUGCCACUGGCGCCUUGUGAACAGCGCCGCAUCUGUGUCGUGCGUGUGUGUAAACUGUGAACCGUGCGGCCACUUUGUGCUGCGUGCCACAGCGCUCCGGGGCCCUCGCUGUGCGCGGGGGAGGGAAUGGGUGCCCUCAUACUGAGCCAUGUCAAUACAACCAUGCACUUUA
Amphibalanus amphitrite is the source of this 6242-nucleotide messenger RNA. RefSeq lists its product as uncharacterized. Lineage: Eukaryota; Metazoa; Arthropoda; Thecostraca; Balanomorpha; Balanidae. The record is from RefSeq and is a predicted model, not a curated record. The transcript is spliced from 14 exons. Gene Ontology annotation, cellular component: cilium; stereocilia ankle link complex; stereocilium tip. Gene Ontology annotation, molecular function: protein binding. Bases 1 to 4500 code for a protein of 1499 amino acids.